Messenger RNA from Nannospalax galili (Upper Galilee mountains blind mole rat), 2245 nucleotides. RefSeq names its product activator of basal transcription 1 (gene Abt1). Gene Ontology annotation, cellular component: nucleolus. Gene Ontology annotation, biological process: endonucleolytic cleavage to generate mature 5'-end of SSU-rRNA from (SSU-rRNA, 5.8S rRNA, LSU-rRNA); small-subunit processome assembly; endonucleolytic cleavage in 5'-ETS of tricistronic rRNA transcript (SSU-rRNA, 5.8S rRNA, LSU-rRNA). NCBI's taxonomy places the organism in Eukaryota, Metazoa, Chordata, Mammalia, Rodentia, Spalacidae. The transcript is spliced from 4 exons. The record is from RefSeq and is a predicted model, not a curated record. The coding region runs from base 1 to 1044 and encodes 347 amino acids. Gene Ontology annotation, molecular function: RNA binding.
AUGGCGCCCCCUGGCGGCUGUUGUGCGGCUGCGCGAGCGGAGCGCUCGUCUGAUUCCAUCAAAGCGCGCCCCCCCAUUCCGCCCCCCUCGCUCUUCCAGUCGCUCAUCAGAGCCCUGGCCACGCCCCUCACCGCAGACCGGCGCACAGGAUGUGCGUCAUCCGACGCCGGCAGCUUUACGGCUGUCGUGCAGCACUCAUCCGCCAUCGUGGAAGCCUUGGAGUCGGAGGCGGCGAUGGAGGGAGACGCGCGAGCAGCUACAGAGUGGAGUGCGGAGCCGGGAGACGCGGAGGAGCCCGAGGACGCGGAGGAUCCUGGGGACCCGGGGGACGCGGGGGACGUGGCCCGCAGCAGCAAGAAGAGGGUGGUACCGGGAAUCGUGUACCUGGGCCACGUCCCGCCGCGCUUCCGGCCUCUGCAAGUCCGCAACCUGCUCAGCGCCUACGGGGAAGUGGGGCGCGUGUUCUUCCAGGCAGAGGACCGGUUUGUCAAACGCAAAAAGAAGAAAGCAGCAGCGGCCUCGGGAGGGAAGAAAGGCUCCAAAUACAGCAAGGACUAUACUGAAGGCUGGGUGGAGUUCCGGGACAAGCGCGUAGCCAAGCGGGUGGCGGCCAGUCUACACAACACACCUAUGGGCGCCCGCAGGCGCAGCCCCUUCCGUUAUGAUCUGUGGAACCUCAAGUAUUUGCAUCGCUUUACUUGGUCCCACCUCAGCGAACACCUUGCCUUUGAGCGCCAGGUGCGCCGGCAGCGCCUAAGAGCAGAGGUCGCCCAGGCAAAGCGAGAGACUGACUUCUAUCUUCGAAGUGUAGACCGGGGACAACGCUUCCUUGCUACUGAUGGGGAUCCUGCCCGCCCGAAAGGCUCCUGGGCAUUUGCUCAGCGCCCCACUGAGCAGGAGCUGAGGGCCCGGAAGGCAGCACGGCCAGGAGGGCGGGAACGAGCCCGCCUGGCGACUGCACAGGACCAGGCCCGCUCCAACCGAGGGCUUCUUGCCAGGAUCUUUGGCGCCCCACCGCCUGCAGAGGGCAAAGAGGAACCGUAGCUGGGCAGGGACUCCUGAUGGAAGAGGAAGCCCCAUGUACCUACUAGCCCUGCUGUGUUCUGGUUUAUCUCCUGCAGAGUGUAACUAAUUGCUCAGAUGUUUCCUGUGUUCCUCAGACCAAGAGUCUGGUGAAAGUCCAGAAAUGGAAGUUGUGUGGGCAGCCUCUACUGCAGUGGACCAAAUCCCGCAGUGCCUGGCUGAGGACCUUACAGUGCUACCACAGUUGCUGGUUGGAUCUUGUUUUUCUUGGUCACUGGCCUCUUUUCCUGGUAAUCCUAUUCUCUGGCUCCAGGAACGGCCUUACUUUCCCAAGUGAGGACCGCUAGUCCACGCACCUUUUAGAAUGAUCGGCAUUGAUCAGGACAGCAACAACAUCCUUUGUACUUAGAAGAAAUGGAGAGUUGUUGGUUUAGUGGAUUCGGACUGGGUUAAGAGCUUCUGAAUAUAUUUAUAGAAAAUAAAAGAAUUACUUUUAUAUGCUUUCAGUUUCUAGAUGGAAGUCAUUGGGUUGGAUUCCAGACCACAUGUGCUACUCAACUAGUGACCCAGCACUUGUCUCUUUAUGUUGAUAUAGGCUUCACUAAGUUGCUCAGGCUGGCCUCAGACUCCCUCUGUAGGCCUGGCAAGCCUUGGCCUUGCAAUCCUCCUGAUUCAGUCUCCCAAGUAGCUGGGAUUACAGGCCAUUGCCACCAAGCCCAGCUUCACCAUCCCAAAAUGUAUUUAGUCUUCCUUUUGUCUGCAGUAUAAAUUCGUUACCUUGAAAAGAUGUUUAUAAGUAGCAUGAACCCUGUCUUCUAAAGUGUUGCACUGUUUGGCAUAUGUCAUUUGUACGUAAGCGUGUGGUGGGAGAGACAAGAAAUUCACUACCAGUUGUUGAAAAAAUGAGUUUCUACCUGUGCAUUAGCUCUUCAUGGAUCCUUCUAUCUGCCUUUCCAGUCACACCCCCCACCCCCCACCCCUCACAAGGUCAAGUGCAUUCUCCUUCAAGAUUAGAGCAAUGCUGAGGCCAUGCUGACUUCUGCAAAGGUAGCUGCUCUGCUUCCGUGGCGCGUGAGCACUGUUCUGGAGUGACACUCCUGCCGAUUCAUGGACACUUACUGUCUGUUGCUCUGGUAAAUGGUACAAAGAAUGAGAUCGAACUUCAUUUGACUUCUAAGGGUUCUCCAUUUGUUUGGUAAAUAAACAUUCAGCAAAUCUUUGA